CGUACAAUUUACAAAAUAAUAAAUUAAAAACAAAAACAAUAUUAAAGAAAUUGUGCAAGAAAUAAAAAACAAAAAUAUAUAUGAACUUCUGAAAAGAUUUCAAAAAAUAUUAAUAAAUCAUUUAUUCCAUAAAUAAAAUAAAUUAAAGAAAAACAUAAACAAAAUGUUAACAAAUAUGGAAAGUGCUAAUAGUGGUUUAAACGGUAUCGGUAAAGUGCUUACUACGCCCUUUUCAAUUAACGAUAUUUUAACGCGCAAUCAUGCCGAGCGCCGCUUAUCGCGCACCGAAUCAGAAUUGGAAUUAUCGGCCGUUAAUAUGCGGGCGGAAGAGCAACAUUUAAAAAACUAUGUCAAUUAUAAAUACAAUCGUUCGUCCAACGAAAAUGUGUCCGAUGCUAGUGCUUCAGAGCAUGCCAUGAGAACCACAGAUUUCCGUCCCUCAUUUUAUGCCUUGGAUAAUAACAAUCAAGCGGAUUAUAUGGCCCAUAAAUUGGGUUACUUUAGUGCUGCGGCAGCUGCCUUGGCUGGCGGUCGUUCAGACUGUCCCAUUGAUAUGAGAAGAUGUACCAGUAAUGAUUCCGAUUGUGAUUCCCCACCUCCUUCUGGCAAUUCUUCCGGUUUAUACACCUCGCCCACCAAUGAUGGUUCUUUGUCCCCCUUGCAAGACGAUUCGCAGGGUGGAAAUUUAAAUCGCAAGAAACGAUCAAGAGCUGCUUUCAGCCAUGCCCAGGUUUUUGAAUUGGAGAGACGUUUUGCACAACAGCGUUAUCUCAGUGGUCCCGAACGCUCUGAAUUGGCCAAGUCCUUGAGACUAACCGAAACUCAAGUGAAAAUCUGGUUCCAAAACCGUCGCUACAAGACCAAGCGCAAGCAAAUCCAACAGCAUGAGGCCGCUUUAAUGAAUGCUGCUGCCAGCAAACGUGUUCCCGUCCAAGUUCUGGUUAGAGAAGAUGGCACCACUACUUAUGCUCAUAUGUUUCCUCAUACGGCCGCCAGUUAUGCUCAUGGCUUAGAUCCCGCUCUCAUCAAUCUCUAUCGCCAUCAAUUGCAAAUGGCUUAUGGUGUGGGAGUACCUUUGCCCCAAGUACCUUUUCCCUACUUCCCCUAUGCCCAUGCCGCGGCAAAUGGUAAAAUUCCCCAACCCAUACCACCACCCAGUCAUGUGUCAGCAGCAGCAGCAGCCGCCGGCCUCAACUCUAAAGCAUCCAUGGCUUCGCACUAUCUCAACUCAUCAUCGGCCUCAUCCUCACCCACCCAUCUAAAUCAGUGCACACCCAGUUCGAGUCCCAACAACAACUCCAUUUCAAAUCCUGCCAGCUCUUCAGCCCACCGUAAUUUACCCAUGGAUAGGGGCAGUGAAAACUCCCACUCGGAGGUGGAAGAUUUUGAAGAAAAUGUUGAGAUCGAUUAGAAUCACAAAUGUUUUUUUUUGUGAUUUUGAAAAUGUUCAUUUAUGUGGCUUGUGAUAUACGUAGUUAAAAGUUUUAAAAUCUCUUUUAAGUUGUUUAUAAUAGUGCGAAUUUUAGUGUUAGAGAUUCUUGUUGUGAGGAUUAAACAUAUUACAGCU
Molecule: messenger RNA, 1567 nt
Organism: Calliphora vicina (urban bluebottle blowfly)
Lineage: Eukaryota; Metazoa; Arthropoda; Insecta; Diptera; Calliphoridae
Gene: bap
Product: bagpipe
Exons: 2
Coding region: 164-1411 (415 amino acids)
Biological process (GO): regulation of transcription by RNA polymerase II; cell differentiation
Cellular component (GO): nucleus
Molecular function (GO): DNA-binding transcription factor activity, RNA polymerase II-specific; RNA polymerase II cis-regulatory region sequence-specific DNA binding
Source: RefSeq, a predicted model, not a curated record